Tripterygium wilfordii is the source of this 1373-nucleotide messenger RNA. Its product is annotated as (+)-neomenthol dehydrogenase-like. The transcript is spliced from 5 exons. Lineage: Eukaryota; Viridiplantae; Streptophyta; Magnoliopsida; Celastrales; Celastraceae. Bases 454 to 891 code for a protein of 145 amino acids. The record is from RefSeq and is a predicted model, not a curated record. Gene Ontology annotation, cellular component: membrane.
UUUGUCCCACACGUCCAUGAACUACCUAGCAAGGAAUUUGGCCAAAGCAAAAAGUGGCGUGGCAGGGGCACACUACUGGUGCAGUGUUAAUCGACAUUUUGAGUCAGUCCGCCAAGUUUCACGUGAUUUCAAGAUCGACAUUUUGAGUCAACCCGCCAAGUUUCAUGUGAUUUCAAGGUUUAAGCCUUUUGAAUUUCGGGUGAUCCAAAAGACAGAAAUCUAAAAUAAGGGUUGAUCUAAAAUUUUGAACUAUUGCUUCUAACCUCGUAUCAUUGAUCAACAAAGAGAAUUCUAAGUUCUACCACAAUCACUCAUUUCUCUAUGUGCUAAAAUGAUGACAGAGAGAGAUGAACAUUGUAGAAGCAGAGGCAGGGAUUUAGGUAUUGAAGCUUAGUUAGUUCUUCCCGAUUGCCAUUGCUUCAAGGUUAAAAUUCAAGAAUCUCCAUCACACACAUGGCAGAAGCAGCAACAAAGAGAUAUGUGGUUGUUACGGGAGCAAAUAAGGGGAUUGGGUUGGAGAUAUGUAGGCAGUUGGCCUCUAAAGAGGUUGUGGUGGUGUUAACUGCAAGAGAUGAAAAGAGAGGCCUUGAAGCUCUUCAUAAACUGAAAGAGUCUUCUGGUAUUUCUGACCAUGUGGUUUUUCAUCAGCUUGAUGUAGCAGACCAUGCUAGUGUGUCUGCUCUGGCUGAUUUCAUCAAAACCCAAUUUGGGAAGCUUGAUAUUUUGUUGAAAUUGAUAUCUGAUUCACCAAGGAUUGUCAAUGUCUCUUCAAUUAUUGGAAAGUUGGAGUAUGUAUCAAAUGACUGGGCUAAAGGAGUGCUAAGUGAUGCUGAUAAUCUAACAGAAGAAAGAAUUGAUGAGGUGUUGCAACAAUAUCUGAAGGAUUAUUAAGAGGGUUCAGUUGAAUCAAAAGGCUGGACGAGUUUUUUGCCUGCCUAUAUACUCUCAAAAGCAGCCUUGAUUGCAUACACACGGAUUCUGGCCAAGAAUCAAUAAUGUCUGCCCUGGAUAUGUGAAGACAGACAUAAACUACAACACUGGUGUCUUAUCUGCUGAAGAAGGAGCAGAAAGUCUUGUUAGGUUGGCUUUGUUACCAAAUGAUGGUCCCUCUGGCCUCUUCCCUGAUCGGAAAGAAGGGUCGGGUUUUUAAGCAAAUGGGAUUAGGGUCUCAAGUCUCAUGUUAAAUGUCAAGAUUAUGACUGAUUACUUAAGCAGUGCAUAUGGUCUAUAAAUUUCCAUUCUGUAAAGGGUUCAACUGGACAUGUAGUCGAUUCCUAUUGCUUGAGAAGUUGUAUCUGCAGUUAUCAUUUGUAUUUUGAAGGAGGAAGCUUGAUCCGGUUGCAUCUUAAUCUAAUUAUGAACAGUUUGGUGCU